AUGGAUGGUUUGAAAAAAUUCGAGUUUAAGAAAUUGUUGGAAAAGCAUCAUAGUGGGGAAGACUACCAUAAGCUAUUAGAUUGUCUUAUGAAGGUUAGAAAGGUUGUAGAUGAGAUGGAUGGAGUUAGAAUGCCUCAGCUGAAGAGCGUCGUAUUGAGAACUUGUAGUAGACUUGGUAUUGAUACAGCUAUUACUGAUUCUAAGAGUAAAGAUAUAAUUUUACAGAAUGAAGAUACUUUAUUUGGUAAAAUUUAUCCUGUCCUUGGUUGGGAGCCGCGUGAGUGUAAAUACUAUAGGGAAUGGCUAAAAAGGAAGUUGGAAGAGCGGACUUAGCUUGAAAACCUUGAUCUAAACAGGAAACUGGAUAAUUGCUCUGUAAAGACUGAAAUUGAUAGUGAGGGGUCUCCUUGAUAGGUGAAAUAGGUAUUGUGGAGGGUGUUUGUGAAAAUAGAUAAUUACAUUAAACAUCAUGUAUAGUAUAGAGUGAAAAUGGAAAAUCAAUAUGAGAAUAAAGUUGAUAUAUAUAGUAUAGAGAAGAAGAUGGAAAAUCCUGUUGAUAUGAUGAAGGCUUACGGUGAGAUGAUGGCUAAGAUGCAGGCUCAAAUGGCUGCUAUGACGCAAAAGAUGAGGCUCGUGAUAAGGAAAUAAAGGAAUUGAAAAAGAAGGGUGAAGUUAGUGAGAAGAAGCUGAAGGCUCUUGAGAAGGAUAACAGAAAGCUUAAGAAGGAAGGUGAAUUUAAUAAGAAGAGUCUUGGUGUGCUUAGAAAUGAUAACAGGAAGCUAAAGAGAAAUAUUGCGGCAAUGAGAGUUGGUGAGGAAGGAAUUGAGGUUAUAGGUGGAACAGCUACCCCAAUACUGCAUAAGACUAUAAACUAUGAAAAGACUGGUGAAAGUGAUGAGGGGACAAUUGAGAAGUUCACUUUGGGAAUAAGUAAACCUGACUUCGGUGGACAACUUGAUGUUAGUCGUAAGAUUGUUGGUGACCUGCUCAAAUCUGUUCUUGACCGACCAGUAAAGUUUGUUGAGACUCUUGUAUUGAAAAUGGUAAAAGGCCUUCUCAGUAAGAACACAGAUGUUGAUCUUCCAAUGGAAAGUGAGACAAUUACUGUUAUGAAUGCAAGCGAAGUUGAGGAUGCGGUGAGACUUAGCGCUGAAAGAAUUAUAGCUAAGAUCGAAUCUUACCAGGAUCGUGGUAGCAAUUGGAGGGUGAUCUUGGUUGAGAAACAUGAGGUUGACGUUGUUCAUUUCAAUCCGUUGGUUGGCAGUUCAUUUAUCGAGUUACCUGCUCCUCUGAAAUCUAAUAUGAAUGGAUUGAUCAAUAUUGAAAACGCGGACGACGACGAGUGCUUUAGGUGGUGUCAUGUAAGACAUCUGCGUCCAGGUCAAAGAGCUACUAAGAUUACUAGGUCUGAUAGGAAGUUUGCUAAGACACUCAACUAUAAUGGUAUCAAGUUCCCUGUGAGGAUAGAUGACAUUCCAAAGAUUGAGAAGGCGAAUGAGCUUAGAAUUACUGUGAUCAUGUUGAGGGGAGAGAAGAUGUUCUUUCCAAGGUAUACUUCAAAGUUUGACUAUAAGGAUCAUAUGGAGUUGUUGCUGAUGGAUGAUGGGGAGGGAAAUAAUCACUAUGUUCUUGUGAGGGAUAUCAGCAUGUUACUUAACAGUUUAAGUAAAACUCAGCAUAAGAGAUUCUUCUGUCUCGGUUGCCUCAAUGGGUUCAACUCACAGGAACGAUUGGAUAAACAUAGUGGGACAUGUAGAGAGGUAAAUGGAACGCAGAAAACAUGAUGCCAAAGAGAGGAAGCAAGGUUGUAUUCAAAAAUCAUAGGAGACAGUUACCUGUUCAGUUUGUGAUAUAUGCUGACUUUGAAUCAUUGCUGAUCCCAGUUGACGGGAAGGGUGAAUGCCUGCGUAAAACGCAUGAUCAUGAGAUGUGUAGUUACGGGUUUAAGAGAGCGUGUUACUAUGAUGGUAAGUAUGAUGGUGAAUAUAAAAGCUAUAGGGGAGUUGGCGCAAUUAGUAGAUCUCUGAGUGAGUUGUUGGGUGAAGUUGAGAAGUGUAAUGGAAUUAUACAAAGUGAGUUCAACAAGGAAGUUGUCAUGAGUGUGAAAGACUAUGAUAAACUUGAAAAGGCAACUGAGUGUCACAUCUGUGGUGGUAAGUUUGGUGAGAGCGAUAAGAAGGUUCUUGACCAUUGUCAUGUUACCAGUAAGUUCAGAGGUGCGGCUCAUAACUCAUGUAACUUGAACCAUAAGUUGACUGGAAAGAUUCCUGUUGUGUUUCACAAUCUACGUGGCUAUGAUGGUAACUUUAUUAUGCAAGGUGUAAAGGAACUUGGUGAGAAGAUAGAGGUGAUCGCCAACAACAUGCAAAAAUAUAUGUCCUUCACAGUGGGUAAGCAGUUGGUCUCCAUUGACUCGAUGCAGUUCAUGAGUAGUAGUCUUGAAAAUCUUGUGAGUAAUCUUAGUGAUGACCGUUUCAAGAGAAUGCAGUGUGAAUGGCAAGGUCAGGAGCUUGAGAUGUUACUUAAGAAGGGAGUUUACCCUUACGAGUAUAUGAGUUGUUGGGAGAAAUUUAGUGAGAAGAGCUUGCCUGAGAAAUCUGCAUUCUAUAGUUCACUGUAUGAGGAGGAAGUUAACGAUGAUGAUUACCUUAGAGCGUGUAAGGUGUAUGAGAAGUUUAGCUGUAAGAAUUUAGGUGAUUAUCAUGACUUAUAUCUUAAGACUGAUGUGUUGCUGUUGGCGGAUGUAUUUGAAGACUUUAGAAGAGUUUGUCUUGAAAGUUAUAAGUUGGAUCCUGCACAUUACAUAUCCGCUCCCGGUCUUAGUUGGGAUGCAAUGUUGAAAAGAACAGGUGUAAAACUGGAUUUGUUGUCUAAUGUUGACAUGUACCAGUUUAUUGAAAAGGGAAUGAGAGGAGGU
This is a messenger RNA of Paramuricea clavata, 2917 nucleotides long. The record is from the annotation of a GenBank genome assembly. NCBI's taxonomy places the organism in Eukaryota, Metazoa, Cnidaria, Anthozoa, Malacalcyonacea, Plexauridae.